Armigeres subalbatus is the source of this 968-nucleotide messenger RNA. RefSeq lists its product as uncharacterized. The record is from RefSeq and is a predicted model, not a curated record. The transcript is spliced from 2 exons. Bases 218 to 943 code for a protein of 241 amino acids. NCBI's taxonomy places the organism in Eukaryota, Metazoa, Arthropoda, Insecta, Diptera, Culicidae.
GCAGGUACAGCGUAGGUUAUUCGACGAAGAAGACUUGACGGCUUCUAAGGCAGAAAAGUUGAUUGUAACUCAAGAGUUAUCAUCCGAUAGAACUCGUUUUGUGAGCCGUGGCGAGGAAAAUAGGGCUAGUGUUGUAGCCAGGCUGGGUAGGCGUAGUCCGCCUAGGCAAACGUUUCGUGGUAGGAGCAGGAGUUUAGAUCGAGAUAGGACCUACUAUAUGAGAGAGAGAAGCGGGGGUAAGAGAGACGACAAGAUCGAUCCUGAUAGGGUUUUUACGUGUUCUUAUUGUCAUAAGACUGGGCAUACAAAAAAGUUUUGCUUUAGAUUGAAAAGAAGAAGUCCACGGAAAAGCCCUAGGAAAAGCAAACCAUUUGUAAAGUUUAUUGGUUCCCCUAAACCCUCAUCUCAUUCUUCGGGUCUUUUUAAGCGGUUAAAACAGGAUUUGGCUUCUGACUCCGAAGACGAAGAAUCACCUUGUAUGAUGAUUUCCGCCAGAAGUAAGAUGAAUGAGCCAUGCCAUGUGGAAGUAAUGGUUGAGAAAAGACGUUUGACAAUGGAAGUCGAUUGUGGAUCCGCCGAGAGCGUAAUUUCCGAGACUUUUUUUUUGAGAAAUUUUAAUAAAUGCUUCAUUGAAGAUUGUCGUAAGAAAUUAUAUGUGAUUGAUGGUAAUAGGCUUAGCAUUUUGGGAAAAGUGAGAGUUUCGGUUGAGCAUAACGGAAAUACGGAGCAACUUUAUUUGAUCGUGCUUCGAGGAGACAAGGAUUUCGUGCCGUUGAUGGGUCGUUGCUGGCUGGAUAUUUUCUACAAUGGAUGGCGGAACACCUUUUCUAGACCGAUGACAACUGACGGGCAUAUAAAUGCCAUGAUGGAUGACGACGCGAAGGAAGAAGCGGUUGUAGAAAUUAAGAAUUUCGUUAGGCGGUCGAGUGAUUUCGGCGCAUAAGCGCCAACUUAAGAUUGCUGAAGAC